CAUUGCAGUCAACGUGAAAACGAUUUGAAUUCUGAGAGCACACAGGCAAAAGCACCUCAACUGAGGACCAACUCUUCUUUGGGUCAGACUAAGGAAAGGGUACGUGGUUAGCGUGCAAGAAUGCAUGUCCUGCAGAUUCUCUGUCUAGCAGUCAUCGUUGCCUUGUGCCACGCUUCUCCGGACACCACCCUGAAUGACCAGUGGGAACUGUGGAAAAGUCAACAUGAAAAAAUGUACACAGAGCAGGGAGAAGAAGCCCACAGGAGGCUAGUCUGGGAGAAGAACCUGAGGCUCAUAGAGAAACACAACCUGGAAGCUUCACUAGGCCUGCACUCCUUCACCAUGGGGCUCAACCAUUUCGCUGACAUGACAGAAGAGGAGGUGGACGCCACUUUCGACUGUCUGAGAGAAGAGCCAGAUGACUUCCUGUCUGGAAACGACACAUUCAAGCCACCACAAGACGCCACAAUCCCAAAAUCUGUGAACUGGAGGACCAAAGGCCUGGUCAGCCCAGUAAGAAAUCAGGGGCACUGUGGCUCCUGCUGGGCUUUCAGUGCAGUGGGGGCCCUGGAGGGGCAGAUGGCACGAAAAAAUCGCAGGAUGAUACCACUGAGCCCACAGAACCUGAUGGACUGCAGCACCCGUUAUGGUAACCAUGGUUGCAAAGGUGGCAAUGUGCGCAAGGCUUUUACCUACGUCAUUGAGAACAAGGGCAUCGACUCGGACAAAUUUUACCCCUACAAGGCAAAGGAAGGGAAAUGUCGCUACUCAGUUAAGGGGAAAGCUGGAUACUGCAGGAAGUAUCGGGUCCUUCCACAGGGUGAUGAGAAGGCACUGAAGAAAGCUGUUGCCACCGUGGGCCCUGUAUCUGUCAGCAUCUAUUCCAAACUGCCCUCUUUCCGCUUCUACAAAAGGGGAAUAUAUCACGAUCCAAAAUGCACUCUGAAACCCAGCCACGCAGUGCUGGUAGUGGGGUACGGCACAAAGCGUGGGAAGGACUACUGGCUUGUGAAGAACAGCUGGGGAACAGGCUGGGGGAAGAACGGAUAUGUUCGGAUGGCCAGAAAUAAAAAGAACCUGUGUGGAAUUGCCAACCGGCCUAUAUAUCCCAUAGUGUGAUAUUACUGGCUGAUCAGACACAUUCUAAUAUGUGUCCAAGACUGUUUCAAAAUACAAUCUUAAUGUAAACCUGUCAAAUAUGGCUGGUGAAGUAUCACAAUUAAAACAAUGAAUUCAUUUUCAAAAAAUAUUACAUGA
Scleropages formosus (Asian bonytongue) is the source of this 1257-nucleotide messenger RNA. RefSeq names its product cathepsin K-like. Gene Ontology annotation, biological process: proteolysis. The transcript is spliced from 8 exons. Gene Ontology annotation, molecular function: cysteine-type peptidase activity. The record is from RefSeq and is a predicted model, not a curated record. Lineage: Eukaryota; Metazoa; Chordata; Actinopteri; Osteoglossiformes; Osteoglossidae. Bases 121 to 1119 code for a protein of 332 amino acids.